AUGAAGAUCAGCACAGCAACCCCACUCCACCUCUCCAACCAUGAAGUUCUCUCCCACUUCAUCGCCCUCAAGCGGGACACCGACGCCUUGAAGCAACAAAGGGCGAAUCAUGAUCUGAGAGAUAAGGUGGAUAUGCGGGAGGCGUACCCUUUAGCGAAGGAACGGGACGAUCCGCCUGAUGGGUCGACGCUGCCAAGGUUGACCGAUGCGGUGAGGCGGCAGGAGGAUGAGGCGGAUCGGAGAGGAUGGAGCGAUGAGUUGGCGUGGAUACAGGACGAGGUGAUCAGGUAUCUUUGCUCAGAUCACGUCCCGACCGCUCGACAAACGGCGGACGGUGUCGCCCAACUAGCCGAUACAUUACAGGAUCACUCUUUGACGAAGGGUGAGGUCCUCCAAAUCGUCAACCUAGCUCCCACACUACCAGUCGAGCUGUACGCCAUAAUAGAAGACGUCGACAGCCGGUUCGAGCCUGGCGCCCACGACCGCCUCGAACAAAUAGCCGAACAGGUCGCAGGCACACUUCUCUCGCAACCGCCCCACGAGCUUGAGCCGUAUGUUACUCGACUGCAGCACGAGCCUUCUUCCCGGAAAGGCCAUGAAGCGGAGAUGUUUGAGGAGGAGGAUGGAGAGGAGGAAGAAGGCUUCAUGGAGCAGGAAUUCGUUACCGAGGCGACUUACGGAGCAGCGUAUGAGGGUGGAGUGGACGAUGAAGUACGGGAAGAUAUUGAAUAG
Molecule: messenger RNA, 732 nt
Organism: Dioszegia hungarica
Lineage: Eukaryota; Fungi; Basidiomycota; Tremellomycetes; Tremellales; Bulleribasidiaceae
Product: RNA polymerase Rpb4-domain-containing protein
Exons: 4
Coding region: 1-732 (243 amino acids)
Biological process (GO): transcription initiation at RNA polymerase III promoter
Cellular component (GO): RNA polymerase III complex
Molecular function (GO): nucleotide binding
Source: RefSeq, a predicted model, not a curated record